This is a messenger RNA of Pangasianodon hypophthalmus (striped catfish), 3397 nucleotides long. RefSeq names its product perforin-1. The transcript has 5 exons. Gene Ontology annotation, molecular function: calcium ion binding; pore-forming activity. Bases 323 to 2110 code for a protein of 595 amino acids. Gene Ontology annotation, biological process: leukocyte mediated cytotoxicity. Lineage: Eukaryota; Metazoa; Chordata; Actinopteri; Siluriformes; Pangasiidae. The record is from RefSeq and is a predicted model, not a curated record.
UGUAGAGGUGGUCACCAGGGCAGAGCUUUCCAAAAGCGUCACAUCACAAACAUUCACUGCAAAAAUUGCCUUUAAAUGUUUCUGUCUAGCUUUCAGACCUUACCAUAAAUAUUCUAGAUUCUGAAAACCUUGACGUUAAUGCUACAUAACAGGUCAAAUUAUCUUGCACUUAAAUUUCAAGAACUAACGUGAGACCUGAAGGUUUUAUGCAUGCAGUGUGUAUUGUUUUCACUGACGACUGUAGAGAGGAUGAAAACUACCAGUGCAUACUUGGGAAAGAACCACCAUCAGGACCUCUGAGUGCACCAAUAAACACACCUCCAUGACAAUGUCUCCUACACCAGCUCUCUUGUGGUGGUCAGGUCUUUUUUCCCUCUUGGUCCUCCUUCCUCUGAUCCAGUCAUGUGAAAAAGGAACGGCGCGAGACUGUGCCGAAGCAGACUUCGCUCCCGGGUCCGACCUCGCUGGAGAAGGCUUUGACAUAACCAAGCUGCAGCGGAAAGGUUCUUUUGUCAUCGACAUGCAAAGAUGGAAACAGAAGGACAAAUCCUGUACUCUGUGCCAUAACCCUUACAUGGAGGGGAAGAAGCAGAAGCUCCCGGUUUCUGUGGUGGACUGGAGACCGAGCCAGAAGUGCAACAUGAAGGUGUCCAGCUCUGUCUACCAGUCCAGCGAGUCUGUGGUCAGCGCCAGCACCUCCUCUAUCGAGAAUAACUGGAACAUGAAUUUGGGAAUUGAUGUGAAGAGGGGAGAGGGGUCCCUCAUGUUGGCAGGCAGCAACUCCAAGUUGGCUGAGUAUUCGAUGGAGAAAACCAAAAAGGACAGGUUCAGUUUCACCAGUCACAGUAUUUCCUGUGGAUAUUACAGUUACAGGGUUUCUAACAGGCCAUUAAUUCAUCCUGAGUUUAAACAAGCCCUGAGCAAGCUACCCAAGCAGUACAAUCCUCAGUUCAAGUCACGCUUCUACAAGCUCAUAGACAACUUCGGCACUCACUACAUCACCAAGGUGACCCUGGGAGGGAAGGUCCACUCGGUGACCAGUAUCAGACAGUGCCAGACGUCCCUGCAGGGUCUGAGCGUGGACGAGGUGAAGACGUGUCUGGACGUGGAGGCGUCCGCCAGCGUGAUGGGGAAAUCGAAAACCGAUGUUAACAGCAAGCACUGUGACGAAGCCAAGGCCAAGACUGAGAAUAAAAACAGCUUCUCCAGUAACUUCAACGACCGAUUAACAGAGAUCUCAGGAGGCCACACCACGGAGCCCGAGCUCCUCUUCUCUGCAGAUAAAGACCCCGGUGCUUAUAAAGAGUGGCUCGCGUCCAUCCCGCUCUACCCAGAUGUGAUUUCGUACUCUCUUCAGCCUCUCCAUGAGAUUCUCCCCACCAACAACCCGACCCGAAAGCACCUGCGCAAAGCCAUUCACGACUUCAUCCUGGAGAAGUCUCUGUGGAGAAACUGCUCUGAGCCCUGUAGCGCCGGAAUCAAACCCAAUCCCAAAGAACCGUGUAUGUGUUCAUGCAGGAAUAACCCUGGCGUGACCCCUGACUGCUGCCCAUCCAAACGCGGCAUCGCUCGGGCCAAGGUGAUUGUACUACGGGCGUCAGGGUUAUGGGGAGACCACACGACCGCCACGGACGGUUAUGUCAAAGUUUAUGAAAAAAACAGCAUGUUGAUUGGACGCACGCCGGUGAUCUACAACAACAACGAUCCCCACUGGGCCAUGACCUUUGAUCUCGGUGAUAUCCCUCUGUCAAAUUACGACCCUUUAAAGCUGGAGGUGUGGGACGAGGACAACAAAUGGGAUGACGACCAGCUAGGGGCCUGCAGUGUCCCGCUGAAAGCGGGUGUUUCAGAGAAUUUCUGUAAUUUAAAUCAUGGCGUGCUUUAUUAUAAAAUAGAGGUGGUGUGUGCACCGAGUUUAGCGGGUCCGUCGUGCACAGAUUAUGUUGGAUCUCCUAUGAAUUUUAGUCUGGAGAAGGUAUACGUGUCCCGGCACUCUCGGCCCAUUCCACGGGACAUGCUGCAGGAAAUGGGCGUGAUUCUUGACGAAGCUCCAUUAACUGUUAAGCAGAUCAGAUACGAUCCUAAUAAAAGUGUCAUGCAGCUUCUGUAGCCAAGUUCAGCACUUUCUUAAAUCCAUUUAUGAUAUUUAUGGUUUAAACAGUUAUGCAGCAAACCCGACUGAAUCCAUGUACUCGUUAAAUCAGUGUGCAAAUCUGAUUAAAAGUGUUAUCGAUUAAAUAAGGAAUAAAACACGACGAGGUGGUGUGAAGUUGAUUAUUUUCCUAUAACAGCACAUCCCCAAGUGUUUUAUUCCUCUUGUUCGACAGCAAUUUGACAACAAUAACAAAUUUUUAUUUAUUGAAAAAAACAGACGUAGUUUUUUUUCGCUUUAAUAAUUUGUGGGAUGGCCGCUAAACAAGUAUUUCCUGUUCUCGCUUAUGUUAUAGCAGCUAUAAACAGUCAUUCUCUCACCAGCCUCUCUUUUUUUCUCUCUUGAAGUUAAUAAGACAAAAAAAAAGCAGCUUGUCAUAUUACCUAGAAACCACAGAGAAGUGCAAACUCCUCUGUCCUGAAGAUGUCAGAAAACUUAAAGUUACAGUUAAAGUUUCAAUAUUUGUGAAUCGUUGUUCAGUUUGAUUACAAUAAGGCUGUUCACAUAAAUAUAUUUAUAUUCAUAUGUAUCCAUUGAAUAUUGUGGUGAGCAUCAGCUUUUGAGUAUUAUAUAUGUAUUCAGCUUUGCAUGGAUUUUUAUUCCAGAGAAAUAAAGACUUAAUGAGCAUUAACCAAUUGUCAAAAACUGUAUGUGACUCUGAAUGAUCUGCAAUAAGGAUAUUCAGGUAGAAGGAGUCAGCUUUAUUGAUAUCUUGCACCAGAAUUCCUGCAUUGUGGUCCUGGAGCUUUGGAGUCAAGCAUUGAUUCUUAUAAUUGUUCUUAAAUUUUAGUAAAACCUCUUUAGGAUGAAAAAACUCGCUUAAGCAAAUAGUUGGAACCGUAACUGAACCCCUGCUUAAAAUAAUUAACUCCUCACUGAGCAAUGGGUACGUUCCAAAAUCACUUAAAUUAGCUGUUAUUAAACCACUAGUGAAGAAACCAGACCUUGACCCUAACAACUUAACUAACUAUAGGCCGAUUUCAAACCUUCCCUUUCUAUCUAAAAUAUUAGAGAAAGUAGUAGCGCAGCAGCUAAUUUCAUAUCUACAAAGUAAUAAUAUCUAUGAACUUUAUCAGUCAGGUUUCAGGCCCCACCACAGCACAGAGACAGCAUUAGUCAAAGUAGUCAAUGACUUGCUAUUAGCCUCUGAUCGGGGUUGCAUUAGUUUAUUAAUUUUACUCGACCUUAGCGCAGCGUUCGACACUAUCGACCAUAAUAUCCUUCUUCACAGACUGGAAAAGGUCG